CUCUAAUCAAAAAUUUGUUUAAUGAAAACUUUCUUUAUUCUUUUUUUAUAUUUUUAAAAAUCAUCAAGCAUCAUGAUAACAGUAUUGUAUGAUACAGGAAUUACCCGGAGUUAGAAAUCAUGUGGGGAAUAAGGGAAGGAAAAUGGUGACAAAAAAAAAAAAAAGUAAUAACCCUUGUCAAUUUUUCUUCACUUCUUUUUUUCUAUUAUUAUUAUUAUUAUGGAUUAUUCCCAUUUACUUGCUACUAAUUACAAAACUAUUAUUGCUCAAUAUUUAGAAGAAGAUGUUCCUUCAUUUGACUAUGGAGGUUAUGUCGUAGGUGAAGAAGAUCAAGUCGCUACUUUAUAUUGUAAAGCUGAAGGUGUUUUGGCAGGUGUCCCCUUUUUUGAUGAAGUCUUUAGACAACUGGAUUGUCGUGUAGAAUGGCAAAAUAAAGAAGGUGAACAUUUAAAACCUGAAGGAAAAUUAGCUGUGGCUCAAGUAUAUGGUAAAGCUCGUAAGAUUUUAUUGGGUGAACGAACUGCUUUGAAUAUCCUUUGUCGUUGUAGUGGUAUUGCUUUAAGAGCUCGUCAAGUCUAUGAAUUACAAAAAGCCAAAGGAUUUAAUGGUGUUAUUGCUGCAACAAGAAAAACAACACCUGGAUUUCGAUUGGUAGAAAAAUAUGGUGUACUUGUAGGUGGAUUGGAUACUCAUCGUAUGGAUUUAUCAUCUAUGGUAAUGCUUAAGGAUAAUCAUGUAUGGAGUUCUGGAUCGAUUACUAAGGCUGUCAAGAAUGCUCGUGCUGUUUGUGGUUUCUCUUUGAAGAUUGAAGUGGAAUGUCAAUCAGAAGAAGAAGCUGAUGAAGCCAUUGCUGCUGGUGCAGAUAUUGUUAUGUUGGAUAACUUUACUGGUGAAGGUCUCAAGGUAGCUGCUAAAAGUAUCAAACAAAGAUGGGCUGAAAAAGGUAUCAAACAUUUCUUAAUUGAAAGCAGUGGUGGUAUUACUUAUGAAACUUGUGCAAAUUACUUUUGUGAAGAUAUUGAUAUUCUCAGUAUGAGUACUAUUACUCAAGGUGUUCCUCAUGUUGACUUUUCUCUCAAGAUCAACAAGAAAUAAUAAAAUCUACCCCAGUUUUGAAAUCAUCCAAUAAAAAUGACGAUCUGUCUUUGAAUCUA
Messenger RNA from Halteromyces radiatus, 1154 nucleotides. RefSeq names its product Quinolinate phosphoribosyl transferase. The transcript is spliced from 4 exons. Gene Ontology annotation, molecular function: nicotinate-nucleotide diphosphorylase (carboxylating) activity. The record is from RefSeq and is a predicted model, not a curated record. Lineage: Eukaryota; Fungi; Mucoromycota; Mucoromycetes; Mucorales; Cunninghamellaceae. Bases 220 to 1095 code for a protein of 291 amino acids. Gene Ontology annotation, cellular component: cytoplasm. Gene Ontology annotation, biological process: quinolinate catabolic process; NAD+ biosynthetic process.